AUGUCAAUAGUGAAGAGCACUCAGAAUGUUGAUGCUAAUAGCAUUAUUGAAUUCUAUAAGUCGGAGAUUGAGUCAGAAAAUAGUAUCUACUGUUUGGAAGCGAUUAGACGCUAUGGAGUUGUGAGUCAAGUAAUUGGAAGCGAAAAAAGUCGUAAACAUUUAGUUCCAAUAAUACUAAAGCUCGUAGAAACUGCCUCUGACGAAGUAUGUCAUGCAAUUGCUGAAGAACUUAUCAAAAUAGUUGAGAAUAUUGGUGAUGACAAACAUUGGCAUUUACUUCAACCCUUGUGCGACAAAUUACUUUUCCAUGAUGAGACAAGUAUAAGAUCAGAAGCUAUAAGAACAUUUGAGUAUAUAUUUAGUAAGGUGGAUGAAAAGCAAAAAAUCAAGAACUUCGUUCAAGGUACAUUACUCCCAAUAGUAAAAAUGCGUAUAGUUAUUGAUAAUGAUUGUUACUCAGUAGAUGAUUCAUCUUUAAGUACAAAGCUAUCCCUUUGCUACAUGUUACCGUCUCUUAUUUUACCUUAUUGUGAAAAUGAUGAAAAGAGUCGUAUUUUAAUAAUGUAUUUAUCAUUAUGUGAAGAUGAGGUUCCCUCCCUACGUAUUGGAGCAUCUCAAAAUUUAGUUUUGCUGCUAAGACACCUAUUCCCAGUAAAAUAUGGUCUUUCAGCAGCUGAAUAUGAUAGUGAAAAGUUACAUAAUCAAGAUAUAAUAACUGAAAAACUUUUAAACCUCAUUGUAAGUCUAUAUAGAGAUGAAACAUCAAGUGAUAUGCUACGUUCUACUUCAAUUGGGAUUGCAGUUCAACUUUUUAUCAAUCCUGUAUAUUUCAAUGAAUAUAUUAGCAAUGCAGACAGGCAAAAUUUGCUAUAUUUAAUAGGUAAUGCAUUGGAAGAUCGUUGCUGUUACAACUUAAGACAAACAGUCACUAAUGCAAUGAAUCAUAUUUGCUUAGCCUUGAAAGGUUACUAUGAUACCAUACCAACAGUUAGCAAUAGAGAGUUUGCAGGAUAUAAAAACACUGAAUCAAAUAAUAUUUUGGAUAAUAUUAUUGGCAUUCCACAUAAUAUUGAUAUUAUACAAUCUGCAUCGUAUAUUUUAAUGAAUGAUUCCGAUAUUGAAAUACGUAGAAGCAUUCUAGACUCUAUUGAACAACUGCUAUAUAUGAGGAUUGAUAUGAAUAGCAGAGCAACUGAAGCAUUAGACAAUACUAUCAACUCUAUAAUAAAACAUUUUAAAAUGGCACUACCUCUUCCUUUAUACAAUGACCCCAAUGUAUCCAUCCGUUGUGCUAUUUGCAGGAUUACAGUAGCUGCUAUCAAAUAUCUAGAGCUGUAUUAUUAUAAAGAUAUACCAAAAGAUGAAUUUGAAAGAGAAAAACUCAACUUAACUAAGAAUUAUAUUCAUUUGCUUAAAGAUUCAAAUAAUGAAGUAAUUAUAACUGCUGUUGAAAGACUACAAGCUAUUAUUGUAUUUAUUAGCAAGGAUGUUAUUGUAAAAGAUAUACUACCACAAAUUAAAUUGAUCUUUUUCAAUUCAAAUAUAAAUACAUCGGUAGUUCCUGAUAAGGGGAACAUUGAAGAGACUGUCACACUUUUACCAUGGAGGGUGAAAAGAGCUAUAAUUAAACAACUUCCAUUUUGGUUCAGAAGUCUAAAAACUAGAAUUACUCCUUUUUUUGAUGCAAUGAUUAUUUGUGGUAUUCUUGAUCCGACUCACACUUUGAAUGUUUGUGCGAUGCAAGCAUUUACCCUUAUUAUUGAUGCAUUAACUGACUUCUCAGAUGCUGUUAGUUGGAUAGAAACAUUUAUAUUGCAAUGUGUAAUAUAUCCAUAUCUGAGAAGAGCAAGAAAUUCCAUUCAAAUAAAUUAUGAUAUAUUUAGUGGAAGUUUAGAAUUUGAUAACUAUAAGAACCCUAGACAAUCAAAGGACUCAUGUGAGAGAUGUGAAUCUUUUGAAUAUGAAUUCUCACAAAAUAACUACUUGCAUCGUAUCCUCAUUUUACAACUUAUAUAUUUAGUAUAUCGUGGUUUAAUUUUCAAGAUGGUUAAGCAAUACAAAUUAAAUGAGAUAUAUCUUAGUGAAGUGAAAGAAGAGCUGAAAUUUAGUAUGGAGUUAUGUGAGAAAUUCAAUAAUGAGCAUAUAUAUGAACGUAUAUCAAAUGAAUUUGUCCCAAUAAUAUUGCAGGGUCUUGAGGAUCAAAUUAUCAAUGUACAAAUUACAUCUGCUAAAGUGACUGCUCAAAUUUUAGAUCUGUUCUCUAUAGAUCAAUAUAAAACACAAUCCUUUGGUCUUGAAACUUGCAAACCCUCUUCAAUAUCCUCAAAUGAUGAGACAUUACGACAACAUCUUUAUAAUCAACAUGAGUUUGACACAAUAUGGCACUUAAGAGCAAUACAGAUGCCAAAUAACUCAUUACCUAAUCCAGAUAAGGUCCCAAACUACAUUAAUUCUAUAUUUACUCCUAUAUUCCGGAAAUGUUCUCAACUUGCAGAUUCAUGUGAUUCACUUGAGUAUGACCUUUAUUAUUCACUAUAUAUCAUUAGAUCUUAUUAUAUAUCGUUAAGUAGCUCUACUCUGCAUUAG
Molecule: messenger RNA, 2586 nt
Organism: Cryptosporidium muris RN66
Lineage: Eukaryota; Apicomplexa; Conoidasida; Eucoccidiorida; Cryptosporidiidae
Product: HEAT repeat family protein
Exons: 1
Coding region: 1-2586 (861 amino acids)
Biological process (GO): protein dephosphorylation
Cellular component (GO): cytoplasm; protein phosphatase type 2A complex
Molecular function (GO): protein phosphatase regulator activity
Source: RefSeq, a predicted model, not a curated record